Geosmithia morbida is the source of this 3126-nucleotide messenger RNA. Its product is annotated as DNA polymerase eta. Lineage: Eukaryota; Fungi; Ascomycota; Sordariomycetes; Hypocreales; Bionectriaceae. Gene Ontology annotation, cellular component: nucleus; site of double-strand break; replication fork. The transcript has 2 exons. Gene Ontology annotation, biological process: response to radiation; error-prone translesion synthesis. Gene Ontology annotation, molecular function: protein binding; DNA-directed DNA polymerase activity; damaged DNA binding. The record is from RefSeq and is a predicted model, not a curated record. The coding region runs from base 1 to 3126 and encodes 1041 amino acids.
AUGCUGACGACUGGAGGGGAGGGAACCGAUGAUAGGCAAGGUCUCAUCGCAGUCAACUACCCCGCCCGCGCGGCCGGGAUAGGAAGGCACUGCAACGUCGCAGAGGCCAAGAAGCUCUGCCCGGAUCUGAUAGCCCAGCACGUGGCCACCUGGAGAGAGGGCGACGACAAGUGGGCGUACCGCGACGACGCGGAGGCCAACGUGGUCAAGGACAAGGUAUCGCUGGACCCCUACCGUCUCCAGUCGCGCAGGAUCCUGUCCCUGAUCAAGCAGACGCUUCCCGCCCGGCUUCAGCGGGUCGAAAAGGCCAGCAUAGACGAGGUGUACCUCGAUCUGUCGGCCCAGGUGCACGGCACCCUGCUGGAGCGGUACCCGGCCGAGCUGGGCGGCCCGCCGCCCUACAACGACCCGGCUGAGCAGCUUCCCACGCCGCCAGUGUCGGCGCUGGACUGGCAGGCUGACGCGCUCGUGGACCUGGACGGCGAGGGCCAGGAGUCGGCCGACCCGGACUGGGACGACGUGGCGCUCCUGGUGGCGUCGGAGAUUGUGCGCGACGUGCGCGCCCGCAUCCGCAGCGACCUGGGAUACACCUGCUCGGCCGGGGUGGCGUGCAACAAGCUGCUCAGCAAGCUCGGGUCGGCGUACAGGAAGCCCAAUCAGCAGACCGUCAUCCGCAACCGCGCCGUCGACGUCUUCCUCUCGGGCUUCAAGAUCACCAAGAUGCGCAACCUGGGCGGCAAGUUGGGCGAGCAGGUCGUUACGACCUUCGGGUCCGACGAGGUGGCCCAGCUCCGGGCCGUGACGCUCGACCAGAUGAUGCUCAAGCUCGGCCACGAGACGGGUCUCUGGGUCCACAACUCUGUCAGGGGCAUCGACAUGUCCCCUGUCAACCCGCGCACCCAGAUCAAGUCCAUGCUGUCAGCCAAGUCGUUCCGUCCCGCUAUAGACUCGGUCGACCAAGCCGUCAAGUGGAUCCGCAUCUUCGCCGCCGACAUCUACACCCGUCUGCUGGAGGAGGGCGUCCUGGAGAACAGGCGGCGCCCGAGGUCGAUCAACCUGCAUCACCGUCGGGGUGGGCAGAUGCAUUCCCGCCAGGGCCCAAUCCCCGGAGGCACGACAAUCACACAGGAAGGCCUGUUCGACCUAGCGCAGGAUUUGCUCCGCCAGAUCGUCGCCUCCGGGGGGAGCAGCGUAUGGCCCUGUGAGAACCUCAGCCUGAGCGUCGCAGGAUUCGAGGACGGCGUCAAGGGAAACAUGGGCAUCGGAGCAUUUCUCGUCAGGGGUCAGGAGGCUCUUGCUGUCAAUACUGCCACGGUCACUGCCACUUCUAUGGAAUCAUCGCAUUCACACCCUGCACGAGCAUCAUUCACGUCCGAUCCGCCCCCCACAUCUACCACGGCCUCUAGGAAACGCCGCAUCGAUGAUGGCGGGGGCAUACAACGCUUCUUUUCAAAGAAGCCCAUCGCCGUCGAGUCUAGAGAAGCUUCCCCCGCACAACCACUACCUCCUCCUGAUGGCGGGGAAGCAUGGGGUGCAGAAUCAGCAACAGAAGCAGAACCAAAAGCAGAAGCAGAAGCAGAAGCAGAAGCAGAAGCAGAAGCAGAAGCAGAAGCAGAAGCAGAAGCGGAAGCAGAAGCAGAAGCAGAAGCAGAAGCAGAAGCGGAAGCGGAAGCGGAAGCAGAAGCCAAAACUAAAUCACGUACUCGUACAGCCGCAGUUGCAGAUGACGAUUCCAUCCGCUGUCCUCGCUGCGGCCAAGUAUUCGUCGACGAUGACCCUCGAGACCUGCAGAGCCACGCGGACUGGCAUAUGGCCAAGGACCUGGCCGAAGAGGAUGAACGUGGCAGCGCCGCAUUCGCCACCGCCGCUACCGCUGCCACCGGCCCUCCUCAGCCUAUACCAUCUCGCAGCUCAGCUUCCAGGGAUUAUCCCACACGAGACGAUGUUGAUAAAAAGAAGAAUGCGCCUGUGGUAGGCCUCCCCUCUCUUCCCAUCUGCCAUAUUGUCGGUAGACGACAGCGGAGAGCUAGACAAACCAAGAGAUUUGAGAAGUCACCAUCCAGGUGCUACCGAGAUGGAGUAAGUCGACCAAUACAGCAACCUGUCCCUCUGAAACGGUCAUCUCCUAUCGCAUUCCAUCCCCUCAUCCGGAUGCUAACCGCCGUUUACUCUGGUAUCAGGGCUGCAACCUCCCAGACCCUCCUGUUCCUCGUCGGGGCGGACAAGAAAGAGUUCCGCAUCCACUCCUUUUACAUCUUCAAGCACUCAACUCUUCUGAAGAAAACCUUCAUCAACUCCGCCUGGGACAAGCCCAGAGAUGUGGCCGAAUUCCUCGACAUCGAGCCUUUGACGUUUCUCAGCUUUUGGCAGUUUGUCUACACGGGGGAUUACGAUGACCCUUCGGAUGGGCCAGAGCCGCCGGAAGUGCCAGAGCCGCCAGAGCCAGAGCCGGAAGUGCCAGAGUUGGACGAUCCAGUAGAGCCAGAGCCGCCAGAGCCAGGGCUAGAGCCGCAGCCAAUUCCGGACGAUGAUCUUGCUCCGGCGAUUAAUGAACGCAUUUACCUCUCAAAAAAGGAUAAGAAAAAGGCACGAAAGGGGCUGGCUAGAAAGAAGGAGGGGAGGAAGGAGGAGAGGGGAUAUGCGUGCAAGCUACUCUUGGACGACCUAGAAGCUGAUAAUGCGCUCAUGAAAGAAUCGCUCGCCGGUACCUUCAAAAAUCAGGUGUGGUUGAGCGAUUUCAUAAGAAGCUGGGAAGAUCCCUACUCACCGCGCAAUGUCUCCGUCUCAUCGACCCCUGUUCCAUCGAAAUCACCUCUCCAUCACGCCAAGGUCUACGUCAUGUCGACGCGCUACAAGAUCGUCGGGUUGAUGAACACCUCCUUUGGCAAGCUGCACCAGGCCUUGAUCAGUUACAACUUAGCUGAGAGCGGCCACGACGGAAUCAUGGUGCUUCUGGAAUACUGCUUCACGCAUCCGGCCCCCGAAGAGUUGAAGAGGCUUGUGGCGCACUGGGCCGCCUGCAGCAUCGAGCAGCUGUGGGCAUAUCCCGAGUUUCAAACACUGAUCAAGGACCAUGGAGAACUAGCCACGGCCACCAUACGAAAGCUACUCCGGCGUAUCAACUGA